GGUUGUGUUCUCACCGCAGCGGCUCAUCCUGGGCCCGGACCCGCGGGCGCAGAGCGCAUCCCGGUGGCACCUCCCCGUGGCGCAUCCGUCCAUCCAUCCCCGCGGUACAUCCAUCCCCGGGGCGGUCCCGGCCCCGCGGCGCUCCCCGCCCCGUACCGCCGCUCUCCGCUCCCCUCUGGCGCUGCGGGUCCCCGGCAGGCGGCGAGUCCCCCCGUUGUCCCCCCCGCCAUGCCCAAGCUGCUGCCGGCUCAGGAGGCGGCGCGAAUCUACCACACCAACUACGUGCGGAACUCACGGGCCAUCGGCGUGCUGUGGGCCAUCUUCACCAUCUGCUUCGCCAUCGUCAACGUGGUGGUCUUCAUCCAGCCCUACUGGGUGGGAGACAGCGUCAACACGCCCAAACCCGGUUACUUCGGGCUGUUCUCCUACUGCAUCGGCAACGCGCUCACCGGAGAGCUCAUCUGUAAGGGAAGCCCCCUGGAUUUCGGUACCAUCCCCUCCAGCGCCUUCAAAACAGCAAUGUUCUUUGUGGGCAUCUCCACCUUCCUCAUCAUCGGCUCAAUCCUCUGCUUCAGCCUCUUCUUCUUCUGCAAUGCUGCCACUGUCUACAAAGUGUGUGCCUGGAUGCAGCUAGCGGCAGCCACUGGGCUGAUGAUUGGGUGCCUCAUCUACCCUGACGGCUGGGACUCGAGCGAGGUGAAGCGCAUGUGUGGGGACAAGACAGACAAAUACACGUUGGGCGCCUGCACAGUGCGCUGGGCCUACAUCCUGUGCAUCAUCGGCAUCCUUGACGCCCUCAUCCUCUCCUUCUUGGCCUUUGUGUUGGGGAACCGUCAGGACAACCUCCUGCCAUCAGACUUUAAAGCGGAAAGCAAAGAGGAGGGCAAUGACGGUGCUGAUCACUGAGUGCUGCAGUGAUCCUGACGUUUCUUGCACGUGCAACACCACCAGCAUAGCUGCAGGAUUCCUGGUGCUGUAUUCACAUGGGGUUUGUUUGGGGCCGAAUGGGAAACGGGCUUUGCUUUGCCUCCAUCUGGGAUAACGUAAAUCCUUACCAGGCAACAGGAGGCAUCAAAUGUGAUGCUGUGCACCCCUCGGCAACAGCGGCCGCCCUCCUCUUUCCAGGGCUGCCCUGACCUCCUCGCAUCGCUUCAGAAGAUGCGGCCUUUUCCUUUCGAGUGACUCCUCCUACCUGUAUCACCGCCUCUGGACUUUCUAUGGCUCUCAGCUCCCACGGGACGUAGCUGUUGUCGGCCAUGACUUGAGUCCGCUGGGCAGGUCUGGGGGCUGCGAUUCGCCGCCUCUCGGGGUUUGUACAUCUUUUGAGGAAACGACUUCUGAAUUAAAAGCCGGCGUUUUGGAU
Coturnix japonica (Japanese quail) is the source of this 1363-nucleotide messenger RNA. RefSeq names its product LHFPL tetraspan subfamily member 5 (gene LHFPL5). The record is from RefSeq and is a predicted model, not a curated record. Lineage: Eukaryota; Metazoa; Chordata; Aves; Galliformes; Phasianidae. Gene Ontology annotation, cellular component: plasma membrane. Gene Ontology annotation, biological process: detection of mechanical stimulus involved in sensory perception; sensory perception of sound.